AUGAAUCAUGAAACCACAACCCUGGUAUCCUUGAAGGAAGCAAUGACAAGAGUAGACAACAAGCUCCAAGCUCUAGAAAUACAGUUCAAAGAACUAGAUGUCACCAAGGAUAAUCUGAUACAGCAAUUUGAACAACACAGCAAGACUUUGGCAAGCCAAGCAGCCCAAGAUGAAAUAUGGACAGCAGUUCUGACCCUUGGGUUUACCUCAAUGGAACUGAAUAUUUUAUACAGCUAUGUCAUUGAAGUCCUCAUUUGCUUGCACACUCGAGUGCUUCAGAAGCUUCCAGACCUGGUGAGAAGUCUUCCAACCUUAGCCUCUGUCUUUAGACGAAAAGUCAAGAACAAACAUGUUAGAAUUGUGUGGGAGUCUGUCAUGGAGGAGUAUGGGCUGCAAGAGAGAGAUGUCACAGCACUCUGUACCUUCUUCAUUGCACAUGGCAACAAAGCAGAACACUAUGCUGCUAACAUAAGACAGACAUACAUCAAAGAUGUUACGUUCAUGAUCACCAAUAUGGUAAAAAACCAGGCUCUGCAGGAUGCUUUGCUUCGGGCUGUUCAGGUCAUCGAGAAGGGGAAAGCAGUGAGGACCCCUGAAAACCAAAGAGCAUCCCUGAAAGAGUUGAUGCCAUCAACCAAAGAUUAAUCUGUUUUAUGGGGAUGUCCUUCUGUAUAUAUGUUCUCUUAUUGGUUGAUGAAUAAAAUACUGUUUGGCCAAUGAGAAAGGAAGAUAGGCAGAAUGAGGAGACAAGGAGAAUUCUGGGAAAGGUUGGCAGAGGGAGCCAGACACAGAGUAUCUAUGCUGCUG
This is a messenger RNA of Cricetulus griseus (Chinese hamster), 807 nucleotides long. Lineage: Eukaryota; Metazoa; Chordata; Mammalia; Rodentia; Cricetidae. The record is from RefSeq and is a predicted model, not a curated record.